Molecule: messenger RNA, 2534 nt
Organism: Chara braunii
Lineage: Eukaryota; Viridiplantae; Streptophyta; Charophyceae; Charales; Characeae
Source: the annotation of a GenBank genome assembly
CAAUGGAGAAAGAGAGACAAAGCCGACCGUAGAUCUGGAGUAAUCUAUGGUCUGGAAAGAGCAUCUAUUGAGAUACAACGUAAACGAAAAGGAGCCGCACUCGCGGAGAGAAUGACUGUCUGUCCAUGUUCUUCGGAAAUUACGGCGUGACUGAAAGUAAAAAAAAAACAAUUUACAGCGUGGAUGAUGUGAGAGAGAGAGAGAGAGAGAGAGAGAGAGAGAGAGAGAGAGAGAACGGCGGCUAACAGUGUUGAGGGGAACUGUGUGUGUGAGAGAGACUAAACGGGUCUAACAGUUUUGAGAGGAAUUACCAUCACCACCCCUCACAUUCAUGGCGAUGGGGAUGUCCACGUGCGCAUGGGAAAGACACGUGGCCUUAUCCUCGCUGUGUACGUGGCGUUCUAACGGUACUCAGUCUAGCGAUCUACAGAACGCGAUUGCGAAGGAAACUUCAUCCUCCGCGCGGAGCUGCGGUCCCAUUGCUGGGGCGUUUCGGGCAUCAUCAUCAUUAUCAUCGUCAUCAUCAUUGUCUUCAUCAUCAUCAUCAUCAUCAUCAGCAGCAGCAGCAGCAGCAGCCGUUUCGAAAAGUGUUCUUCUGCCUGUUGACCGUCCAGUGUUCUCCAUUUUGAAGAAGGAGCAGAGAGAGAAAGGGAGAAUUUAUCGGAAAUCGGAUUUUGCGGAUCUCGUACUCAGACAUGUUUUCGGUGGCGCGCCAACGCCAACGCGAGUCAAGGUAAUAGGAGGAGGAAGAAGGUGGCAGCUACGGGGGGCAGCGAUGGCGGAUGGCCAACUGUCGGGUUCCAACUCAGACAUGUCAGUUGCUUCCACUUCGGAGGGAGGAAGAUCCAUCGCCGCCGCCGCCAUAGCCACUGAGACGAACGAUGGUGAUGGUGACGACAACGACAACGACGAUGCCGUCACGAACCGCCAGUUGCAGAUCCGGAACGCCAUAGUCGAAUGUCUUUCGAGCUGCUUGACGUCCACUUCUCUCGAUCUGACGAUUCCUGCUAUCUCGUCGUCGAAGAAAGAAGGGAAAGUGCGAGAUAUGUAUGACGCCGGAGAGCUGUUAAUUGUCGUGACAACGGAUAGACAGAGUGCAUUUGACAGAGUCCUAGCUUCUGUGCCGUUUAAGGGUCAGGUGCUGAACGAGACGAGUGGGUGGUGGUUCGACAAGACGAGACACAUUGUGCCUAACGCAGCAUUAUGCAGGCCUGAUCCAAAUGUGACCAUUUUCAAGAAGUGCGCAGUUUUUCCCGUCGAGUUCGUGGUGCGUGGGUACAUAACUGGGACAACAAGCACGUCUCUGUGGACUGUAUAUAACUCUGGGAAGAGGGAGUAUUGCGGCAAUUUGCUGCCAGAAGGAUUAGUAAAGAAUGACAGGCUGGAAAAGAACAUGCUCACGCCGACGACCAAGGCUGCAGAUCAUGACGUUCCGUUAUCUCCAGAGGAGAUCGUCGAGAAGGGAUUGAUGACAAGGGAGGAUGUGGAGUACCUGCAAAGCACAGCUCUGUCUCUCUUUGCCUAUGGACAAGAAGUUGCUGCCGCAAAUGGACUGCUCUUGGUCGACACUAAGUAUGAAUUUGGAAGGGCUCCAGAUGGAACAAUCAUGCUGCUAGAUGAGAUCCAUACUCCAGACUCAAGCCGCUAUUGGAUAGCAAACAGCUAUGCUGAGAGGCACGCAGCUGGACUCGAACCCGAGAGCAUUGACAAAGAAUUCCUGCGCUUGUGGUUUAAGAACAACUGCGAUCCGUACAAUGACGUGGCGCUUCCAGAUGCACCCAAGGAGUUAGUCACAGAGCUCUCCUUCAGGUACAUCAGGCUGUAUGAAAUGAUUACUGGCAAUCCUUUCAGCAUCCCUAAUUUGAAGCAAUCUAUGGAUGAUCGGAUAAGGCAAAAUGUUGAUGCUGCUCUAUCUUCUUUACGAGUGGCUGGGAGGAGGCAAUAAAAAUCAGGUAAGAAAAACGAUCAGACUAGGAAGAUGUUGAUGAUGCUCAUCAGGGGAAGCUGCUGCCAUAAAGCAGGGAAUCAAUCUAUGUAUGUGAUCAGAUAAGAACAAAAAAAUGUUGAUUCUGCUGGUCUAUCUUUUCUUUACGAGUUGCUUGCUGGGAGGAGGCAAUAAUAAGGCAAGAGAUCGGACUUGGAAUAUGUUGAUGAUGCUCAUCAGUGGAGCUGCUUCCAUAAUGUAGGAAACCGAUUAAACCAUUGUCAAAGUGAAAGCCACCUGCGGUAUAUACCAUGGUCAUGAUGCCAACCUCGGGCGAUGGCGGUGUGUGUAGAGCGUGUUGCUGCUAAACGUGUGGGUAGAGCAUUUUGUAAGUGUGUAUAGAGAUUUGUUGUACGAUUAUUACCCUUCAUGCUCUUUCCUGAUCUUCUGGUUACUUGUUUAAAAAAGGGGAAAAAAAAUAAAAAAUAAUAAACAGGUUCUUAUGAUGUGGUUACUUGUUUAAAAAAGGGGGAAAAAAAAAAAGAAAAAAAAACAGGUUCUUAUGAUGGUCCUGGCUCCGUAUUGAUGCUAGUAAAAUGCUACCAACUGU